Molecule: messenger RNA, 1436 nt
Organism: Pelagomonas calceolata
Lineage: Eukaryota; Pelagophyceae; Pelagomonadales; Pelagomonadaceae
Source: the annotation of a GenBank genome assembly
CAAACGCACGUAAAGCAAAAAAAGCGCUCGCAAACACGCAUUCCUGCACGAAUGCAGCUCCAGCCCUGCGGACGCCGUCUCCUACCCACAAUGCUUUGCUCACGAAAACGCGCUGCGUCUCGAGCCGUACACAGUGAUAAAUGAGGGUCUACCCUUGAGCUGGGGCAAAUUGGCACUACGCGAGCCUCGUAUGUGGGACGCAGCAGCUGCCAACACCGACGGCUCCGCACCAGCGGGAACACCGGAGCAGCCGGAACCUGCGCAAGAGUCCAAAUCUGAAGCGCCACGGCCGGAUCCGCGCGCCGCCGACCCGCGAACGCCUGAGGCACCCGCGCCCGCGGCCGACGAGGAGGACCCGCUCGCGUCCCUACCGGCGGACUUCGCGGCCUUCUCGCUCACCCAGACCCACCCGCGGUCCGGCGAAGCCAAGGCGGAGCCCUUCGAGCAGCAGCGGCAGUACAAGACGCGCAUCUGCAUCUACGGCGACAAGUGCCCCUACGGCCCGGGCCGCUGCCUCUUCGCGCACGACGAGUCCGAAUUAAGGCCGCCGCAGGCGCGCUGGUGGCUGCCCGAGUACAAGACGAAGCCCUGCCGCUACGCCGCCUCGGAGUGCCCCUUUUACGCGGACGGCCGCUGCCAGUACGCGCACACGGUCCGCGGGCCGGCGUCCCAUCGCGCGGGACUCGCUCGAUACCACCGACGCAGGUCGAAGAGCUCCAGUACUUGCGGCCGCCGCUGGCGAAGACGCAGGACAAGAAGUACAAGACGCGCAUGUGCCGCUACGGCGCGGGCACGUGCCCCUACGGCGUGAGCUGCUCCUACGCGCACAGCGCCGUAGUCUUCCGCGCGGAAAAAUCAACUCUUCGCGUCGGCGGCGCGAAAGCGGGUCGGUCCGCGCGCAGGAGGAGCUCCGGCCGCUCGAGCCCGACGAGCCGCCGGGCGAGCCGACCGACGUCGUCAGCCGGCUCGAGCGACUCCGCGCCCUACGCAACAGCGGCAGCGUCUCGGCGGCCGAGUUCGAGGUGCUCAAGCAGCAGGUCCUGCGCGAGCCGGGCUCGUUCGCGGCCCAGGCCCCGGUGCUGCUGGCGCCGACGGCGCCGCCACCGCCGCGGCGCCUGUCGCCGCCGCCGCCGGACGCCUACAUGCUGCCCGCGAUGGCGAUGCCGCCGCGCGCGGUGCCGCGACCGCCGGCGUACGAGCCGCCGUACGCCGCGGUGCCGGGGCCGCCGCGCGGGUACGGCGUUCCACAGCUUGUACCUCGAGGCUACGGCGCGCCGCCGCCACGGCGGCCGCCGGUUCCUGGGUACGCACCUCAAGGCUACGCGGCGCCGCGGCCGCCGAGAUACGCUUACGGCGCGCCGCCGCCGGAUCCCGGGACGUAUCCUCGGCCGCGGCCGCCGUACGACCCCUGCGCGCCGCCGAGGCCUCCUCGCUGA